Molecule: messenger RNA, 402 nt
Organism: Arabis nemorensis
Lineage: Eukaryota; Viridiplantae; Streptophyta; Magnoliopsida; Brassicales; Brassicaceae
Source: the annotation of a GenBank genome assembly
AUGGUUCACUGGUUACCAUCCCUUGUCCUUGCACUGACAUUCACAGGCCUUUUCACCGGUCUCUCAGCUCGUCGCCAUCUUCUCCAAUCAACACCAGCGACUCAGCCACCGGUUACAACAACGUUCCCUCCUCUUCCCAAAACCACAAUGCCACCAUUUAUGCCUCCUUCUCUUCCUCAACCAAUUCUUCCGCAGCCAACUCUUCCUCAACCCACUGCGUUUCCUCCAUUACCGAGCACGCAGAUACCAACUUUGCCUAACCCAACACAACCCAUUAGUAUCCCAAACUUCCCACAAAUCAACAUUCCUAAUUUCCCAAUUUCUAUUCCAAACAACUUCCCAUUCAAUCUUCCCACUAGCAUUCCUACCAUCCCAUUCUUCACUCCACCACCUUCCAAAUGA